This is a messenger RNA of Myotis daubentonii (Daubenton's bat), 8042 nucleotides long. It is a transcript of the gene TRERF1, whose product is annotated as transcriptional regulating factor 1. Gene Ontology annotation, cellular component: histone deacetylase complex; transcription regulator complex. Gene Ontology annotation, molecular function: transcription corepressor activity. NCBI's taxonomy places the organism in Eukaryota, Metazoa, Chordata, Mammalia, Chiroptera, Vespertilionidae. The record is from RefSeq and is a predicted model, not a curated record. Gene Ontology annotation, biological process: regulation of transcription by RNA polymerase II; negative regulation of DNA-templated transcription.
CCACAGUCAUGGCGCGCGAGGAGGGGCGAGCGCGCUCCGCGGCAGCACCCGCACCCCCUCCCCUCAGCUGCCCAGCCCGGCCCCUCUCCUAGGCAACCUCCCUCCCCGGCCUGCUGCGCAGCGGAGAUGGAGACCCCUCCCCAGAGAGCUGCGUUUCCAGCGCCGCCUGCAGCACCCGCUCCCCGCCCCCAUCGGGGCGGAGGAAUGGAGCCGCGCGCUUCGCGAAUCUCCAGCCCCUUCCCCGGAGCGCCGGCCUCUCUCCCAGCCCCACCGAAGCCGGGGUGCAGUGCGGGGGGGAGGGGGGAGUAGGUGCAGACCGGCUCCCCGCAGCCCACCUCGACCAUGGCAUCUUUGCAACCCCUUUAACAAAAUAAACCCCGAACCCAAAGCCCAGUCGUUCGACUGCAAAGCGCGUUACAAUAACCGGGACGGCUACGCAGGAAGCAAUCCUGCCCCGGUCCGGGUCUAAGGCGGCAGCUUCCCGGCCGCGCCGCCUUCUCCUGGGCCUCGAUUUUCCGGCCUCGCCGGGGAGUCCGCCACAUCUCGAUUUGCAGACAGGUCCCGCGCGGGGCCCCAACGCGGUCCUCGCCCCCCGCCCCAUCCUGGUCCAGACUCUCUCCAGCCUACAAAAGGUGCCACCUCAUGCACAUGCAGAGCAAACAAAUAAGGUCGGCAGCGCGAUGCCGGGAACGCUGCGAACAAUGCGUGGGGCGGCCCGCGACCGCCGAAGCGAGGCGCCCCGGGGGACACGGGGCGCAGGCGGGGGCCGCGGCGUAGGACCCGCCGGCCGGGCGCUGGACACCUUACUUCCUGCUUCCCCGCCCGCGGCCAGACCCAGCUCUGCGGAGGGAUAUCUCUCCCCUCUUCUGUCCCCCUCUCUCCCUUCCCCCGCCCUCCCCCCUUUUUUGCUUCUGCUCCCCCCCCCCACACCCCGCCUUUCUCCUUUUGCAAGAAAAUAAUUUGACAGUCGAUUUGCUGACAGGGGAGGAAUUUGCAUCCUGGAUUAAAAAAAAAAAAAAAAGACCGAGAGGAGCUUGGGAACGGUUGCUAGGGCUCUGCUUCUCCCCCAUCUCACCCCCCCAAGCGGAGACUGGUCUUCUUGUCGGAUUGCCCAUGCACUUGUUGCAGAAACAGCCAAGGCCCUGGCUCCGGAGGAUGCUGAAGGAGGAAGACACGAAAGCAGGACGACCCUGAAAGAUUGAGCCUCUUAAUCCCGAAACAGAACCAGGUCUCCUCUUCCCACCUGCCCAGCAGCAUGAGAGCAGCAUGACCGGCCAGCUGCAGGAGGAGCCCCCAGAGCCAGGCCCCCAACUCGACCAUCUGCUGCGGAGGACGAGGUGUGAGCGGCAUCUCUUCACCACGGUGGUUGGUCCGUACCGAAGCCCGGGUGGGGAUGUGAAAGCCCCCACUCUGCACAUGAGCGGUGCAAGUCAACAGGAACACCUGGCUCCAGCCACGGUCGCAGACAUGUCAGCCGUGGAGUAGUGCGGACGCUUUCCCGCACCUUCUCAGGGUUUCCGUCCUUCUGGGUUUGUUUCACUGACCUUCUUGUAUGGUUUUGUGGCUGGACGUUCACCACCAAGGCCGGCACCAUGGGGGAUCAGCAGCUGUACAAGACCAACCACGUGGCCCACAGCAGUGAGAACCUUUUCUACCAACAGCCACCACUCGGCGUCCAUGGCGGGCUGAACCACAACUACGGGAAUACAGUCACGGGGGCCGGCAUGGAUGCCCCUCAGGCAUCACCCAUUUCCCCCCACUUCCCUCAAGAUACUCGGGAUGGUCUAGGCUUGCCUGUUGGCUCCAAAAACCUUGGCCAAGUGGAUACCUCGAGGCAGGGAGGGUGGGGUGGCCACGCAGGGCCUGGAAACCACGUCCAGCUCCGUGGCAACCUGACCAACUCAAACAUGAUGUGGGGGGCACCAGCCCAGCCUGAGCCCUCCGAAGGCUACCAGUACACCUACUCCCAGGCCAGCGAGAUCCGGACCCAGAAGCUCACCAGCGGUGUCCUGCACAAGCUAGACUCUUUCACCCAGGUGUUUGCCAACCAAAACCUGCGGAUCCAGGUCAACAAUAUGGCCCAGGUGCUGCACACCCAGUCAGCAGUGAUGGAUGGAACCCCUGACAGUGCCCUCCGCCAGCUGCUGUCCCAGAAGCCCAUGGAGCCCCCAGCGCCGUCUGUCCCUUCCCGCUACCAGCAGGUGCCCCAGCAGCCUCACCCAGGUUUCACUGGCGGGCUGUCCAAACCAGCUCUCCAGGUCGGGCAGCUCCCUAGCCAAGGGCACCUGUACUAUGACUACCAGCAGCCACUGGCUCAGAUGCCAGUGCAGGGAGGACAGCCGCUGCAGGGCCCACAGAUGCUGUCCCAGCACAUGCAACAGAUGCAGCAGCACCAGUAUUACCCGCAGCAGCAACAGCAGCAAGCUGGGCCGCAGCGUAUGUCCAUGCAAGAAAUGCAGCCGCAGCAGCCGACUCGCCCGCCACAGCUCCAGCCGCAGCCACAGCAGCAGCUGCAGCAGCGGCAGGGUUCCAUGCAGAUACCUCAGUAUUAUCAGUCCCCACCCAUGAUGCAGCACUUGCAAGAGCAGCAGCAGCAGCAGAUGCACCUGCAGCCCCCUUCCUAUCACAGGGACUCCCACCAGUACACCCCGGAGCAGGCACACGCGGUGCAGCUGAUUCAGUUGGGCUCCAUGCCCCAGUACUACUACCAGGAGCCCCAGCCACCCUACAGCCACCCCCUCUACCAGCAGAGCCACCUGUCCCAGCACCAGCAGCGUGAGGACAGUCAGCCCAAGACUUACCCAGGCGAGAGGCAGGCCCAGGCCAUGCUGAGCUCCCAUGGGGACCUGGGGGCGUCUGAUACAGGAAUGGGAGACCCAGCCAGCUUGGACCUGAACCGGGUUAGCGGCGCCCUCCCGCAUCGGCCGCUCUUGUCCCCCAGUGGGAUCCACCUCAACAACGUGGGGCCUCAGCACCAGCAGCUGUCUCCCGGCGCCAUGUGGCCCCAGAUGCACCUACCGGAUGGCAGAGCCCAGCCAGGGUCCCCUGAGUCAAGCGGCCAACCGAAAGCAGUGUUUGGGGAACAGAUGGAUGCCAAGAGCAAGCUGACGUGCUCCAUCUGCCUGAAGGAGUUCAAGAGCCUGCCUGCCCUGAAUGGCCACAUGCGGUCCCACGGGGGCAUGAGGGCCUCCCCCAGCCUCAAACAGGAGGAAGGAGAGAAGGCCCCGCCACCGCAGCCCCAGCCUCUGCCGCCUCCACUGCCACCGCAGCUCCCUCCUGAGGCAGAAAGCCUCACGCCUAUGGUCAUGCCCGUGUCUGUCCCUGUCAAGCUUCUCGUGCCCAAGCCCAGCUCUCAGGGCUUCGCCAGCAGCGUCGUUGCCGCCCCCUCCGCCAGAGACAAGCCAGCCAGCUCGAUGUCGGACGACGAGAUGCCCGUGCUCGUGAGGAUGACCCUCUCUCCCCCACACUCACCCCCAGGGGCUGUCCCCUGCACGCCUGCUGACGCGCCCAGGAAGCCCCCGCCCGGGGUCGCCAAGGCCGAGCAGCCCGCGCCGCUGGCGCCCACACCCGCACCCGCGCCGGCCCCCGCGCCCGCGCCCGCACCCGCACCCGCCGCACCCGCCGCCGAGAGGAAGAAGUUCCGGCACCGCCCGCAGCCGCUCUUCAUCCCGCCGCCCUCCCUCCACCCCGGCCCCGCCUCCCACUCGGGCGCCACCCUCUACCAGAGCCAGCUGCGCUCCCCGCGCGUCCUGGGGGACCACCUGCUCCUGGACCCCGCCCACGAGCUGCCCCCCUACACGCCCCCGCCCAUGCUGAGCCCGGUGCGCCAGGGCUCGGGCCUCUUCAGCAAUGUCCUCAUCGCGGGGCACCCCGGCGCCCACGCCCAGCUGCCCCUCACGCCCCUGACGCCCACGCCGCGCGUGCUGCUGUGUCGCUCCAACAGCAUCGAUGGCAGCAAUGUGACAGUCACCCCCGGGCCUGGCGAGCAGACCGUUGAUGUUGAACCGCGCAUCAACAUUGGCUUGAGAUUCCAAGCAGAGAUCCCAGAUCUGCAGGAUGUCUCUGCCGUGGCCCAGGACACACACAAGGCCACAUUGGUCUGGAAGCCCUGGCCAGAGCUGGAAAACCACGACUUCCAGCAAAGAGUGGAGAAUCUCCUGAAUUUGUGCUGUUCAAGUGCGUUGCCAGGUGGAGGGACCAAUUCUGAAUUUGCUUUGCACUGUCUCUUUGAGGCCAAAGGUGAUGUGAUGGCUGCUCUGGAAACGCUGCUGCUGCGGAAGCCGGUCAGGUUAAAAUGUCACCCUCUAGCCAAUUACCACUAUGCCGGUUCGGACAAGUGGACCUCCCUAGAAAGAAAACUGUUUAACAAAGCACUAGCCACUUACAGCAAAGACUUUAUUGUUGUACAGAAGAUGGUGAAGUCUAAGACGGUGGCUCAGUGCGUUGAGUACUACUACACGUGGAAGAAAAUCAUGCGCUUGGGUCGGAAGCACCGCACACGCCUCACGGAGCUCGCGGAUGACUGUAUGGUGAGUGAAGCCGCCGAGUCACUGCUUAUGCUGGCCCUGCUCCCACCCCACACCCAGACAAGUGAAGAAGAAGAAGAAUUGGAGGAGGAGGAGGAGGACCAGGAAGAAGAUAGGAAAUCCACAAGAGAAGAGGAGAGUGAAGUGCCCAAGUCCCCGGAGCCGCAGCCAGGCCCUGUCCUGGCUCCCGCGGAAGGGCCGCCCCUGCAGGCCCUCGGCCAGCCCGCAGGCUCCUUCAUCUGUGAAAUGCCCAACUGUGGGGCUGACUGUAGAUGUCAUGUCACUCCCUUUCUUCCCCAGGUGUUCAGCUCCCGGCAGGCACUGAACGGCCACGCCCGCAUCCACGGUGGCACCAACCAGGUGACCAAAGCUCGGGGCGCUGUCCCCUCUGGGAAGCAGAAGCCGGGCAGUGCCCAGAGCGGGUACUGCUCGGUGAAGAGCUCGCCCUCUCAUAGCACCACCAGCGGCGAGACCGACCCCACCACCGUCUUCCCCUGCAAGGAGUGCGGCAAAGUCUUCUUCAAGAUCAAAAGCCGAAACGCACACAUGAAAACGCACAGGCAGCAGGAGGAACAGCAGAGGCAAAAGGCUCAGAAGGCGGCUUUUGCGGCGGAAAUGGCAGCCACGAUCGAGAGGACUACGGGGCCGGUGGGGGCGCCGCGGCUGCUGCCCCUGGACCAGCUGAGUCUGCUCAAACCCAUCAAGGACGUGGACAUCCUCGACGACGACGUCGUCCAGCAGCUGGGAGGCGUCAUGGGAGAGGCCGAGGCCGUGGACCCUGAUCUCCUCUUGGAUGAUCAAGACCCCGUUUUGCUCCAGGGGGACACGGAACUGUAAAGGCCUGCUUGUCACUCAGAGACGGCGAAGCUCGCGGCCUCCUCCGUCUUCACGCAUCAGGAAGCCUGGACUGCCUGCUUGUUCUGUAACCAUUUUAAACUACCUGUUUAAAAAAUGGUCGUUUUAUUCAGGUUUAGAAGAAAAAAAUCCAGUUUCUUUUCCUUUUAUUUAAAUUUGUUUUCUUGUGGGAGGUUGGGGGGAAUAAAUAAUUGGCACAACUCUCUGUAAGAGGUGUUUCGUCUGGGCUGCAUUCCCGUGAACUCACUCCCGGCAGGGGGUGAGCCUGACAUUGCUGUUCUUUUGCUUUCCGAUGUCAACCCCCCCGACUGCCUUUUGUCCCAAAGCUUGCGGUGCGUGUGCGUGUGCGUGUGUCCGUGUGAAGCAGGCUGCCCUCCUCUUGCUGGGGACUUGGGCCAUCCUUUCCCACCGAAAGUUAUUUUGGUUCUGCUCUGACCUCACUCUAGCGCGCCGUGAACUUGGCGUCUUCGCCGGGAGACUGUGCUCGCGGGCAGCUUUCCAGAGAGCUAAGGAAGCCCUCGUGCCACGCUUGCCUCUGCACACACGUCCUUGGAAGAGUUGGCCAAUGGGAGGAUAAGUUUGCUCGCUGCCUUGCCUGUCACCUGGCCCGUUCCUAGGAACUGAUUACUGCACGGUCUCGGGCUCGCGCCCCCAGAGGGGAGUCACUGAAGACCUGGUCCACGGAGCAGUGUGGCGGCCUCUUCCGUGCUCACCGUGGGUGGGCAGAGCUGUGUUUCAGCGAGCGGGCACUCGAGGUCCAUCUGGAAGAAAAUAACCCCAACUCUUUAGUUGCCGGGGCUGUUUGUAGGGAGGGUGGUUGAGAGGCACACAUUGAAGUCCCCGGAAGGCCAAGAAGUGUUCUUUUGCCCCAAAACUAGAUGGGAAGAGCCCGUUCUGUUUUGCAACACUGCUAGUGGCCAGUGGAGUUCUGAGACGACUCUGUGCCAUUCCGAAGCGCUGUGAAACCUCACUCCCUUGGGACUUUGCUGUAAUUCAUCUGUGCUGGACCGAAGUUUAUCUUGAUGCUAACCAUGAAGAAAAGGGUUUUCUAAGAAAUUUGAUAGCAAAUUCAAGGGAUGUAGCCCUAAAGGCCAACAAAAAUGGUUUCACAUACCACUUUAGCUACAAUGUGUGCAUUCAAACAAUGAAUGUAUUCGUUAGUCAUUUACCAAAGCACUUCUACCAUCUUCCAAGCCACAUAACUCUGCCUCCUCCUGUCCCUGUCAUCAGGGUUUCUGUUUGUACUUGAAGGUAAUAAACCUGUAAUCCUUCAAAAAUGCCAUGUAGCUCAGGCUUUGAGCCGAGUCAGACGGACCUGUCCCACUGUUCGGGCAAACGAGCAGCGCGCCUUCAGACGGGACAAGGCCCGGCAGAGAGGACCGCCCUGGUGGGGAGGGCCCCCUGGAAUGUGUGACUCCCGCCUAGUUCCCCAGCUCCUGUGGGCGUGGCCAUCAUGCCGGGGCCGCUCUGCUGGCACGUUAAUAGCUUAACAUUAGAGGCGGUAUCAGCGGAAGCGUGAGGAUAAGUUUGUCUCUGCAGAAGCAUUUAGCACAUAUUCAUGGCCCUGGCGGCCCCACCCGGGCAGUGUUCUCUGAAUCUCAGGAAAGCCAAGGGCAGAAGAUAAAUACAAAGGUUCUUUUCAUUUCCAUCGUUCUGUUUUCUGAAAAGAGAUCUUGGAAGUUUCUUUUUCUUUAGGGGAAAACGAGGUGUUUUAUUUGCUGCCGUUUCAGACAGGUCAUUCUCGUAUGUUCUGAGCCCAGACCUGCCUGGGCACUGCAUCACCUUCACGGCAGAGCUGUCUCAGAACCAUCCCAGGGCGACACUGGCCGACGGCCCCUGUCCCAGUGACCACUCCCCUCUGCUUGCGGAUGUCUGAGAGUGAUUCUGGAAAGGUUCUGCUAUUGGGAUGUAUGAAAGCUUAUCUAACAAAGGAGCCAACACCCAGAAAAAUGUUUAUAAAGCAAACGUAUUCGUUAUGUUUGGAGACUUGCCCAGCCGUUCCAGUUUUAAACAUGAAAAAUAAACUUGAGUUGCCAAGGCAAAAAAUAUAAUGCACAAUAUAACUUUGAUUUUCCAUGCAGUAUCGUGUAAGCAUUUUUUGACUUGAAAUAACCAAAGAACUCCUCCUUAAUGAGACAGUUCAAAUUCCUGAAUUAGUAUUUUUGGACAAUAUCAACUUAAAAAGAAUUAACUUCACAGUAGAACAUUGUGUUUUUGUUGUUUUUUUCUGAAACGAUUCUGCCUGCAUGUAUGUGUUGUGUUUUAGCUUUCCCCCAGCCUUCCCCACCCCAGAGAACUUCUCUUCCUGAAGGUCAAAGUCUUCAACAUGGUUACUGUUUACUAUCAGAUGGUUUUUCAUUAGUGAAUUUAGAUCUCUUUGAGAAAGCUUGUAUAUAAAAAGUUAACAGAUAUAUUUUAUGGAAAAACCCAUCUUAUUUUCAAAUAUAUUUAACUGCUGUUAUAUUUUAUUAGAGGAAGGUUGUAAAUAUUUUCUAGGAGUUCUAUUGUAAAGAAAAGUAUUUUUGAAAAAAAUUAAUGUAAUAAAAACGAAAACAUUUUUAAAUAGUGGUUGUGAUUGCUUCCUGUUCUGGCUUUGUUAUGUUCUAUUCUCAGCAGAUGACUUGCAUGCCUUCCCAUUUCAGGAUGUAAUUUAUUCAGGUU